GUGCAACAUCACCCGAGCCAUGACAACCAACCUGUACGAGAACGCAGUGUGCUUGGCGCCGAUGGUCCGCGCCGGCACGCUGCCGCUGCGGCUGCUCUCGCUGCGCUAUGGCGCCAACCUCGUCUACGGCGAAGAGAUCAUCGACAAGAAGAUUGCGCAGACGCACCGCGUCGUCAACGAUGUGCUCGGCACGAUCGACUAUGUGAGCGCGCAAGGCGACAGCGUUGUGUUCCGCACGUGCGCCGAAGAGAAGAACCACGUUGUCUUCCAGAUCGGGACGCCGGGCGCCGUCACCGCGCUCAAAGCCGCCGAAACAGUCGCCAACGACGUGGCGUCCAUCGACAUCAACAUGGGCUGCCCCAAGCACUUUUCCGUGCAAGGCGGCAUGGGCAUUGCGCUCAUGAGCAAGCCCGACGUCGCUUCGGACAUUAUCAAAACCCUGCGUCGGAACCUCAAUAUCCCCGUGUCGUGCAAGAUCCGCAUCAAAGACAGUCCCAGUGCGACGAUUGACUUUGCCAAAAUCAUGGAACAAGCGGGCGCAGCGGCCAUUGCGAUCCACUGCCGGCAACCCCACGAACGUCCUUGCGAUGACGCGCACUGGGACGCGCUGCCGUUGCUUCCGUCGGCGCUCAAUGUGCCCGUCCUGGCCAACGGCGACAUUUACACGCAGGAAGACAUUGCCCGCGUGCGCGCUGAGACGGGCUGUUCUGGCGUCCUCAUUGCGCGCGGCGCCCUUCAUAAUGCGUCGUGCUUUCGCAAAGAGGGCCUUCUGCCCUACACCGAGAACAUUCGCGAGUUUCUCAAGGUCGCGGCCGAGACAGACAAUGUGUUCCAAAACACAAAGUACUCGAUUAGCCGCAUGCUCCCGUCCAAGGUCAACCACCUCGAGACGCCGUCGGUCGUGCUGCCAUACGACCACGUCACGGUCCCCGACAUUGCAGCGACCAAGUCGAACCGUGAAAUGUUUGCACUCUUUGGCCUCGGCGAGUACUUGGACGAGUACACGGCCAAGUACGCUGCCCGCGCGUCCGAGCUGGACGUGUCGGUGGGCCCCAAUGCGCCGGACCGCGUCUACGACGACAGCCACAUCUUGAACCGGCAGUUUUUCUGCGACGCGUGCGGGCUCCAGCUGCUGAGUGACCAGGAUGUUGCGUUGCAUGUGAAGGGCAAGCGCCACAAGAAGAAGCUCCGCGCGCUCGCGAGCCAGUCGGUCUUGGCGUCGGUCGAGUCGUCCAACAAGCGCCUCAAAGUGUCUGCCGCCGACGACGACAUCGCUGCGCUCACGACGCAAGACUAGCUAGAAAACAUGGAAUAAGCCACGGCAAAAUGUAUCUAGCCACCAAAGCUGCA
Messenger RNA from Saprolegnia parasitica CBS 223.65, 1350 nucleotides. RefSeq lists its product as hypothetical. The coding region runs from base 20 to 1297 and encodes 425 amino acids. The record is from RefSeq and is a predicted model, not a curated record. Gene Ontology annotation, molecular function: zinc ion binding; nucleic acid binding; tRNA dihydrouridine synthase activity. The transcript is spliced from 9 exons. Gene Ontology annotation, biological process: tRNA dihydrouridine synthesis. Lineage: Eukaryota; Oomycota; Saprolegniomycetes; Saprolegniales; Saprolegniaceae. Gene Ontology annotation, cellular component: cytoplasm.